Molecule: messenger RNA, 962 nt
Organism: Salvia splendens (bonfire salvia)
Lineage: Eukaryota; Viridiplantae; Streptophyta; Magnoliopsida; Lamiales; Lamiaceae
Product: mitochondrial import receptor subunit TOM20
Exons: 6
Coding region: 105-728 (207 amino acids)
Biological process (GO): protein insertion into mitochondrial outer membrane
Cellular component (GO): mitochondrial outer membrane translocase complex
Molecular function (GO): protein binding
Source: RefSeq, a predicted model, not a curated record
UCGAAACGCAUGAACGCCCUAAUUUAAGACCAAGAGAUACUUCUCCAGAUAAAAGUGAAUAGCCGACUUACACUCUGCAAAGCAAAGCAGCAGAAAUUCUAACUAUGGAGGCGCCGGGCGAUUUGGAUCGUUUCAUUUUCUUCGAGCAGGCUAGGAUAACCGCCGAAGCUUCUUACGCCAAUAAUCCUCUCGACGCCGAUAACCUGACUAGAUGGGGAGGGGCGCUGCUGGAAUUGUCGCAGUUUCAAAACGGUGCGGAUUCGAAACAAAUGGUUAAAGAUGCUAUAGAGAAGCUGGAGGAGGCACUGGUUGUCGACCCUAGAAAGCAUGAAACACUCUGGUGCCUUGGAAAUGCGUACACAUCUAGCGCAUUUCUCAUUCCCGAUCUUGUGGAAGCUAAAGGUUACUUUGACAAGUCUGCCCAGUACUUUGAGCAAGCAUAUGAACUGGAACCACAAAAUGAACUAUAUAAGAAAUCUUUAGAAGUGUCCUCCAAGGCUCCUGAGUUACAUGUGGAGAUUUACAAGCAUGGUGGUAUGGGGGCUUUGGGUAGUCAGGCUACAGGCGUUGAUCAAUCAGCUUCUACUAGUACAAAGCAGCAGAAUACCAAGACUAGCAAAAACAGUGAUCUCAAAUACGACAUUGGUGGAUGGGUGAUCCUGGCAAUAGGUGUUGUUGUGUGGCUGGGAUUCGCAAGAUCUGAUGUGCCUCCACCUCCUGCUAGAUAAGCAAUGGCAAUAGUUUAGACUCAUAUCAUCCUAUGAGGCGGCUUCACACCUCUGAGGUUUAUAAAUUAAGAGCAGCACACUUCCAAUAAGAAUCAUUUGCUUUAUUAGUAUAUUGAUGGCAUUUUUACUCUGCUCUGGUUUCUAUAUUCCCUUAUGUUUCAUUAGGUACUUCAUUUACCUGAAGUUUUGACAUUUUAUGGCUUCCAACACCAUGCUAUUUCAUGGUAUUUCUAA